Nyctereutes procyonoides (raccoon dog) is the source of this 6017-nucleotide messenger RNA. RefSeq names its product zinc finger protein 639 (gene ZNF639). The transcript is spliced from 6 exons. NCBI's taxonomy places the organism in Eukaryota, Metazoa, Chordata, Mammalia, Carnivora, Canidae. Gene Ontology annotation, molecular function: RNA polymerase II transcription regulatory region sequence-specific DNA binding; DNA-binding transcription factor activity, RNA polymerase II-specific. The record is from RefSeq and is a predicted model, not a curated record. The coding region runs from base 3006 to 4463 and encodes 485 amino acids. Gene Ontology annotation, biological process: regulation of transcription by RNA polymerase II. Gene Ontology annotation, cellular component: nucleus.
CCUGGGCGGGCCGGGCGGGCCCCGCGGUCGCAGGGAGUGUGCGGGCGCAGCCUCCCGCGGGAGAGGCCAGGGCAGGCCCGACGGCGUCCUUUAAAAUGAAACCCUGGCUCCGUUUUCGGGCGGGAUGGCGGCGCCCCGCCAGCCGAGGCAGCCGCGACCCGCUCCCCGCACGCGCGCGCACGCGGAGGACGCCUCGGGCCUCCGCCCGCUGCCCUCCUGCUGGCUCCUUUGCGGUCGCCUAGGCGGCCCGUGGGCCCGGCGCGUGGCCGGCGGCUCCUGCCCGGCCGCCCCUCGGCGGCCCGCGGCGCCUGGGCUCGGGACCGCGGGUGCCCGGCUGGCCCCGGCCGGUGCCCUGGGCCCCUCCUCGCGGUGCUCAGACGCCCCUUCUGGGGUUUUUUUCUUUUCUUUUCUUUUCUUUUUUCAGUACAACCUAGGGACGCGAGUAGUUUGAAGCAGUUCAUCUCAUUGCAGAGAGGUAAAAAAACGUGUCCUUUGGCAAUGCUGACAUUGGAGUCGGACGUACCGUGGGCUCUAGUUCAAGACCUGAAACGUUUUUGUGUUUGUUAUUUUUUUAAACAUUGUAUUUAUUUAUGCAUGAGAAUACACAGAGGAGAGAGAGAGGCAGAGAUCCCUGCAGGGAGCCCGACGUGGGACUCGACCCUGGGUCUCCAGGGUCACGCUCUGGGCCGAAGGUGGCGCUAAACCGCUGAGCCUCCCGGGCUGCCCAUGUUUCUGUUAUUUUAAACUCCGGCGAGUAUAUACUUCUCUUGAAAUGAGGGUGAAAAAGGACUUGCUUUAAAAACCUUAUUGGAAAGAUGAAGCUUUUGAUUGUAAAUACUUGGUUUAUUUUUGUGCCACUUAGAGAAUAUUUGUAUUACGUGAAAGGCUGUUGAUCUCUUUGAUGAAGAUACUGACUGCCUGUUUUGUGGCAUUUUGCACGUUGUUGGGGGGGAAAAUGACAGGUGGAGAGAUGCCAAUAUGUAUUUUGUAAGUUGCUUUUUGAAAAAAAAAAGUAGUACUGCAUGUGGCAUGAUGUCAUUUUUGUUUUUUUUUUUAAAUUUUUUUUUAAAUUCUUUUUUUUUUAAUUUUUUAAUUUAUUUAUUUAUGAUAGUCACACAGAGAGAGAGAGAGGCAGAGACAUAGGCAGAGGGAGAAGCAGGCUCCAUGCACCGGGAGCCUGACGUGGGAUUCGAUCCCGGGUCUCCAGGAUCGCGCCCUGGGCCAAAGGCAGGCGCCAAACCGCUGCGCCACCCAGGGAUCCCUGAUGUCAUUUUUGUAAAUGUGAAAUAUAUAUGGAUACCUUAGCAUAGGAAACUGUCUAGUUGUCUAUCAAAAUGUUAGCAGUGGUUUUUCUGCGUGAAUAGAUUCGAGGUGAUUAAAUUACUUUCUAACCUCUUUCCUAAUUUUCCUGCAGUGACAUGUAUUCUAUGUGUAAUUUAUUAUAUGUGCUGCCAAAGCGAGGACUUAUAUGUGGAAUUUAUUAAGUGGGGAAAAGGAGGUGAAUGAUUAGGUCCAUGAGAUUCAGAAUCUUCCCCAUGAGAGGAAGACCAGUGAGCAAAUGUUCAUAUGACACCUUUUAGUAAAAAGCCAAACUUCUUCAUCAGGGCAGCUAUGUAUACAAAAAGCACGUAAGAAUGUGUGCUGAAAUGAACGAUAGUAUUUCUGGUCUUGAGUAGGCAUGUUAGCAUUCAUGCUAAAAGGAAGUCUGAUAAAUAUUUGGAUAUUGUUCAGCCUCACGUCGUAGUCCGAGCUUCCCUGAUCAAGGUGAUCCUGUUCCUCUCAUCUGACAGUCUGAAUCCAGGCCAGCUUGCAAUGUUAAUUCUAAUGCCAUACUUGCUUUCCUUUCCUUACUUUUUCAUUCUUCGAGUUGGAAAGAAUUUAAAGUGUAUUCUGAAAUAGCAAGAGGUUACCUUAAUGUUUGGCUGACAGUUUUCAUUGUUCUCCCUGAUAGUUUUAGAACAUUUAAAACAUGAAGUGUAGUGCUCUGGGCUGUAUAAAUUCUAGAGGUGUGCAGAAGAGGUAUUAGGAAUAAGUCUUGAAGUUUUAGUUUAUUAUAUAAUAAGAAAAUUUUUAUUCUUUUAAUGCACUUGAUUGGGAAGGGUUCAAGGAAUGCUAUUUGUGUUCAGGUGAGCCUUUAUAUAGAGAGAGACUAUUUCUAUAAAUCCACUGUUGUUGGUUUCUUUGGGUGAUUCCCUUCCCUUUCUCCCAAUUGGUGGUGGAAUAAGAACUGGAAGAUGUAACUUGCUGGUAAUAGUGAUUAGCAAUGAAAAUUACACAGAGUUGUUUGAAACUCGAGUCAGAAGACAGGCUUUUUCAGUUCUGUUCUGCUGCUUAGUUGACUGGACUUUCACUGAAUCUGCUUCCUCAUCAGUGAAAUUGGAGUGAGUUUGAUAGUAGCCCCUCAAUGUACCUCACAGGAUUGUUGUGAAGAUCAAAUAAAAUAAGAGGAAAAUGCCCAAUAAACUAAAAAGCACUAUCUUAUUACUGCAUGAUCACAUCACCUACAGUGCUAAUUAAUAUAGCCAGAACUUAGUGAAGUAGCAAAAACAGUGUGUGCACCUGAAGUUCCUUACCAUUAAAAACAAGAUGAGCUCAGUAAUGACACCGAGUUAUACCUGCCAUGUAUAUUACUUUGACAGUAAGAAAAGCAGCAUAUAAUGCUAGUGGAGAAAACAGGUUUCUUUUUCUGACAUCCCUUACUUGCCCACUUCUGUGAAAGAACACUACUAGCCUGAAAUGGAAGAGGAGAUGCUGAUUCUGACACUAAGUUGUUACUUGAAUUGGAGUAAUCUCUUUAUCUCCCUUUUUGUUUCCAAAGUAUAUGCUUUAAAAAUAGAUCUUUAUUCAAUUCUAACCCUACCACUUAUUAAGAAUUGCCUUGACUUAAUUUUACUAUGCCUCAGUUUCCUCAUCCGUAAAAGGCAUUUUUCUACCAUCUGUGAAAACUUCCUUGUAAUUCAUUUCUCCUCCCUACAGUAUUAAGAAUUAUACCAUAUUGAAAAGAUAUGAAUGAAUAUCCUAAAAAAAGAAAAAGGAAGACAUUACACCCUUCUCGUUACUCAGAUUCCUCUGGAAUAAGCAGGAUUGCAGAUGGAUUCAAUGGAAUUUUUUCUGAUCAUUGUUAUAGUGUUUGUUCUAUGAGACAACCAGACUUAAAAUAUUUUGACAACAAAGAUGAUGAUUCUGAUGCAGAAACAUCAAAUGACUUGCCAAAAUUUACAGAUGGGAUCAAGGCCAGAAGUAGAAAUCAGAACUACCUGGUUCCCAGCCCUGUACUUAGAAUUCUAGACCACACUGCCUUUUCUACAGAAAAAUCUGCUGAUAUUGAAAUUUGUGAUGAAGAGUGUGACUCACCUGAGUCAGUCAACCAACAAGCUCAAGAGGAGAGUCCUAUAGAAGUUCACACUGCUGAAGAUGUUCCAAUUGCUGCAGAAGUGCAUGCAAUUUCUGAAGAUUAUGAUCUAGAGACCGAAAACAAUUCCUCGGAGAGUCUCCAAGACCAAACUGAUGAAGAGCCACCAGCUAAACUUUGCAAAAUUCUAGAUAAGAGCCAGGCUUUGAAUGUGACUGCCCAACAGAAAUGGCCUUUACUGAGAGCUAAUAGCAGUGGCCUCUAUAAGUGUGAACUUUGUGAGUUCAACAGCAAAUAUUUUUCUGAUUUAAAGCAGCAUCUGAUCCUGAAGCAUAAGCGUACUGAUUCAAAUGUGUGUCGAGUAUGCAAGGAGAGUUUUUCUACUAACAUGCUUUUGAUCGAACAUGCCAAACUGCAUGAAGAGGAUCCCUACAUUUGUAAAUACUGUGAUUAUAAAACAGUAAUUUUUGAGAACCUCAGCCAGCACAUUGCAGACACCCAUUUUAGUGACCACCUCUACUGGUGUGAGCAGUGUGAUGUACAGUUCUCAUCAAGCAGUGAACUCUACCUACAUUUCCAGGAGCACAGCUGUGACGAACAGUACUUGUGUCAGUUUUGUGAACAUGAAACGAAUGAUCCGGAAGACUUGCAUAGCCAUGUGGUAAAUGAACAUGCAUGUAAAUUAAUUGAGUUAAGUGAUAAGUAUAACAAUGGAGCACAUGGACAGUACAGCCUGUUAAGCAAAAUUACCUUUGACAAAUGUAAAAACUUCUUUGUGUGUCAAGUAUGUGGUUUUCGGAGUAGACUUCAUACAAAUGUUAACAGGCAUGUUGCUAUUGAACAUACUAAAAUUUUUCCUCAUGUUUGUGAUGACUGUGGGAAAGGCUUUUCAAGUAUGCUAGAAUAUUGCAAACAUUUAAAUUCACAUUUAUCUGAAGGGAUUUAUUUAUGUCAAUACUGUGAAUAUUCAACAGGACAAAUUGAAGAUCUUAAAAUUCAUCUGGAUUUCAAGCAUUCAGCUGACUUACCUCAUAAAUGUAGUGACUGCUUGAUGAGGUUUGGAAAUGAGAGGGAAUUAAUAAGUCACCUUCCAGUCCAUGAGACAACUUGAUUAUUUUCUUUAACUGCCACAAUGUUAAUGUAAAAUAAUAAAAUUUUUUGGAUAUGUUAAAUGGAUGAUUUUGAACACAAAUCAUGAGAAUUGCUUUUAACAAGAUUUUUUUAAUUGUCCAAUUUUCUUGGCAUUGCUACAUUUUUUUCAGUAUACAAGGGUAUGUGAAUGUGGUAUUUUCAGUGUAUGGUAGUUUUAACCAGUCUUGUUGUCUGUUGUCUUGUUUCUUACAUAAGCUUUGAUUUCAAGAAUUGAUGGAAAACAUGUACUAAAGAAACUAGACUAUAUUUUUCCUUCCAUAACCAUGGGUGCUAUUAACUUUUUUAAACUCAAGACAAACUCAGUUUUUCACGUAUGAAUCCAUUACUGCGCGAUCAACAUACCAUACAACAUAUGGUAAAUGCAACAUACCAUACAAUUAAGUCCUCUGAUAUUCCUAUUAAUAAGAACCCAGACGCUCCUCUUGAUAUUCCCCAUCAGGAAUUACCCCUAAAACAGUGGACUCUCCACCUGCAUAAUUCUUUUAAUAACACUAGGAGGCAAGUGUUAUAGUAGGAAGGGAAGAUCCAGUUUUCUUGGCAGUCUUUUUUUUUUUUUUUAUGUUUUUAAUUCUCAUUUUAGCCCCUAUCUACAAAUUAAAUGAUUUAAGAUGGGAAUGAGGAGGAACACGUAAGGGGUUAGACAAUAAAAAGUAAAAUUUCAUAACCUUUUCACAAUUCAUUUUCAGUUAUGCAAAGUGAGCCCAAACUGCUGAUGUCAAAUCAUUUAUUGACUGAGAAAACCUACUAUUAAUAUAGCAUUAGGAAGAUAUGGGAGAUAAAAUGUUCUAGCUUUUCUUUGUCUAGUUGAUGGCUGUCUUCAUUCACAUUCACUCUGUAUGCAAGUCUAACUCCCCUUUUUAUAAGGUCACCACUCAUACUGGAUUAGGGCUAAUCCAAUGACCAUAUUUUAACCUAGUAAAGACCCUGUCCCCAACUAUGGUCAUAUUUGGAGGUACUGGGGCUCAGGACUUCAACGUAUAUGGAUUGGGGGAUAGGAGAAACAGACAUAAUCACAAUUCAAUAGUAGCUUCUUAAAAUAUCACAAAGAUACGAUUUUGUCUAUCGUACUCUAAUAAACACUGCUGCUAACAGUAUUGUUCAGGAAUACUGAUUUAGUUGAAGAGAUCCAUUUACAACCUAUGGUUUCCCCACUCCCAGAACCAUGGAAAUUUAGUCUAUUUUGAAAAUGGUGACAGCAACAAGUUUUUUCCGAUCAUUUUUAGCUCUACUAUUGUCAUAUGUGCAUAAUUUUAUUCCUAGAAACUCAUCUGAUUGGAACAUUCCAGAUAGAGCUACCUGAUAGAAAUGUUUCUGUGGAGACUUAGAGUGGUUUAAUCUGGAAGAGAACCUUAGAAAUCAACUGGUCUAAACAUUCUAGUCCGCUAAAGUUUCUUGUAGAAAUAGGCCAAGGUCACAAAACCAGUUGUAGCAGACAGGAGUGGAAUCUAAGUUAUUUGGCUUCCAGUCUAAUAAUGUUUCCAUUUCAUCAUGUUACAUUAAAAUCUAAGCUUUA